This is a messenger RNA of Botrytis cinerea B05.10, 1357 nucleotides long. RefSeq lists its product as hypothetical. Gene Ontology annotation, molecular function: tRNA methyltransferase activity; S-adenosylmethionine-dependent methyltransferase activity. Gene Ontology annotation, cellular component: cytoplasm. The coding region runs from base 60 to 1259 and encodes 399 amino acids. The transcript has a single exon. The record is from RefSeq and is a predicted model, not a curated record. NCBI's taxonomy places the organism in Eukaryota, Fungi, Ascomycota, Leotiomycetes, Helotiales, Sclerotiniaceae. Gene Ontology annotation, biological process: wybutosine biosynthetic process; tRNA methylation.
GAUCGCUAUUCCCAAGUAUAAACAUAACUCCACAAAGUCUCGCACUUUCCGGACUAUCCAUGAUGGAAUCACAUAUUAUACCCCCGCCAAAAAGCAACCGUCCUCCAAAACCUAAACCUCAAAAUCCCAUCGAAUCCACCAUUCGAUCAUUUUUUCAAACCCUCCCUUCCGCAUUAUUUUCAGAAAUCUCGGCUCCCCUCGACUUAUUUAUAUCCACCUCCCCCAAGCGCUGGGUGAUAUACUCACCCAUGCUUCUUCUCCCCUCUGGAUCAUUCUCCUCACCACAUUGGAUCUCUCUCCUCUCUCUUAUUUCCCCUUCCCAAAAAGAAGCCUUCUUUACACAAAUCUUGCAGAGCGUAUCAAAGAGAGAAGGAAAGAAACUCACGCAUCUUGCUAUUAAUGCUGGAAUACCUCUUCGUGAGAAAGAGAAGGAGGGAGGGGGCGAAGAGGAAAAUAUAUUGAGAAGUCCUAGUGGAUUACUCAUGUUACAUGGAGAUUUUGGACCCGAUUUCAAAGGUGAUGAACCCACUGAGGAAGAUUUCGAAAAGGCGUUUUGGGUGAGUACGAAACAGAAUGGGAUUGAGCAGGUUUGGGCGCCUAGGUGGACUAUGUUUAGUAGGGGGAAUGUGAAGGAGAAGGCACGGCUGUUGGGGUUUCAUGAUGUUGUUUCGACGGAGAGUGGGAAUGGGAAGAAGGAGAUAGGGAAGGAAGAGAGGAGGAAUUGGACAGCGGUGGAUUUGUAUGCAGGGAUUGGGUAUUUUGUUUUUAGCUAUGUGAAGAUGGGGGUGGGGAGGGUAAUGGGGUGGGAAUUGAAUGGAUGGAGUGUUGAGGGAUUGAGGAGGGGAGCAAUAGCUAAUGGGUGGGGGAUAAGGGUUGUGAAAAGGGGGGACGUGGUUGAAGAAGUUGGAGAUGAGAGGAUUGUGGUGUUUUUGGAAAGUAAUGUGGAGGCCGAGAGGAAGCUGGAAACUAUAACGGGCUUUGGCUCAGUGAAACAUGUAAAUUGUGGCUUCUUGCCUACAAGCGAACCUACAUGGAAAUCGGCUAUGAACAUUCUGGGAGAGGAUGGGUGGUUACAUUUACAUGAAAAUGUCGGAAUUGCAGAUGUGGAAAGAAGAAAGGGGGAGAUAGAGGCAAUGUUCCAAACCUGGCUCACGGAACGAGCCGAUGGAAGGAAUGUGACGGUUGAGCAUGUCGAGUUUGUUAAGACUUUUGCUCCCGACGUCUGGCAUUGUGUUUUUGACGUUCAUGUUGGUAGAUAAACUAUAGACGUCAUGAUAUCCAACUGAUGCAGAUCUUCCAAUUCAAAAACAGAAUGAUGUGGUUGGUCAUUGAGUGAGCUAUACUAGCUUCGCCCGCA